AUGGUGGCGCGACCAAGGUCGCCGUGUGGCGCCCUGCUCCCACAGUUCUAUGCUGGGAGGGACAUCUUCAUAACGGGAGCUACGGGCUUCAUGGGGAAAGUGCUGGUAGAACGUCUUCUGUCAACAUGUCCGGAUGUAGGAAGGCUACAUCUUCUGAUGAGGUCCAAGAAGGGAGAGACUCCAGAGAAGAGGCUGAUGAAGCUGAAGCAGUCACAGGUGUUCGAUAUAGUCCGUCAACAGAACCCAACACAACUGGAUAAGCUCGUGUUUAUCCAGGGCGAUGUGGCUCAGCCUGGACUUGGCAUCGCUACGGCGGAUCUGAAGCAACUUCAGGAGGUAUCGAUAGUUUUCCACUCAGCCGCUACCCUCAAAUUCGAUGAAGCUUUACCAGCUGCGGUGGAUCAGAACGUCCUGUCUGUCUUAAGACUGAUGGACAUUUGUGACACUUUGCCUAAUUUACAGGCAUUUGUACACGUAUCAACAGCGUACAGCAACCCAGAGCGUUAUGUUGUUGAGGAGAGGGUAUACCCCUCACCAGUUUCCCUAUCUCGUCUCCUGGCACUGGUAGACGUUGUUCCAGCUCCGAUACUGGCUAGCAUCACUCCACAGUAUAUAAAACCGAAGCCAAAUACGUAUACUUUUACAAAGGCGAUGGCUGAGGAAGCGAUACGCAGCCGUGCCAGCAGCUAUCCCGUUGCGAUCUUCAGACCUACAAUAGUGGUAUCCUCCCUCAAGCAUCCAUAUCCAGGCUGGAUAGAAAAUCUAAACGGGCCAAGUGGUGUAGUGGUGGCAGCUGGUAAGGGAUUACUUCACGUCUUCUGCAGGAAACCAAAUGCUAAAGCUGAUCUUAUACCAGUGGAUAUCGCUAUUGACACUCUAUUGGCCGUGGCUUGGGAAACAGCCGUUGAUAAGUUGUCGGACGUCAGGGUCUAUAACUGCGGCACUGGCGAGAACCCAACAACGUGGGGUGAUUUCGAGAGAGCUUUAAAAGUCUAUCUUCCGCAAUAUCCUCUGGAUGGUUGCUUGUGGUAUCCAAGCGGAAACGGGGUCGAGAACAGAUAUGUCCAUAAAAUCCUAGAGUUCCUCCUGCAUACAGCUCCGCUGCAUGUUGCUGAGUACGUCAUGAGAGCUCUUGGUGUUAAGAUGAAAAUAAGUUUAAUAACAGCGGAGCAGAAGCUACGGGCUAUGAGUGAUGUGCUGGCGUUCUUCGCGCUGCGAGAUUGGCAGUUUAAGAACGAUAAUGUACAAAAAUUGAGAGCAAGACUAACACCGAGCGAUGCUGGGAUAUACAAUCUAGAUCCCAAGACAAUAGAUUGGAACGAACAGUACAAAAACUUCGUAAAAGGAACUAGGAAGUUUUUGCUGAAAGAAAAGGAUGAAGAUGCAGAAGAAGCGAAGAGGCACCUCAACAGAAUGUACUUCAUCCACAAAGGCGUUAUGUUCUUCGUAAUGAUCCUACUAUUUCGACUUAUCUUACAAAAUAAGACAAUUCGCGACAUCGUGUACGGAACUCUGCGAUUAUUGGCUUCUCUUUUACACGCAUCAUAUAAUAUGUUAGAAGUGUGAAAGAGAUAGUCAGUACUUAGUUUAUUAUUUACAAUAAGGGUUAUGCAGUAUACACUUGAUAUUAAAGUGUUAUGUAGGACGCUCUAAUAAAAUUAAGUUUAUAUGACACAUUUAUGUG
This is a messenger RNA of Melitaea cinxia (Glanville fritillary), 1684 nucleotides long. Its product is annotated as putative fatty acyl-CoA reductase CG5065. NCBI's taxonomy places the organism in Eukaryota, Metazoa, Arthropoda, Insecta, Lepidoptera, Nymphalidae. The transcript is spliced from 12 exons. Gene Ontology annotation, biological process: long-chain fatty-acyl-CoA metabolic process. The record is from RefSeq and is a predicted model, not a curated record. Bases 1 to 1566 code for a protein of 521 amino acids. Gene Ontology annotation, molecular function: alcohol-forming very long-chain fatty acyl-CoA reductase (NADP+) activity. Gene Ontology annotation, cellular component: peroxisome.